AUGGUCGGUUCGGUGUCGAGGUCCUCCAUGUCCGGCAGGCACUCAAUGGCAUCAAGGGCUGCGGUUGUCAGUGGUGGAUUUGAGGGGAGCUGUCUUGUCCCGCACUGGUCCCAUUGCCGUCUUGAUGUCAUCGUUCAUCCCUCUGAUGUUCUCUGUAAUUGCUGCUGUCUGGAUGGUUUCGCUAAGCUCUGUUCAGUACUCGUUAGCGCAGAGUCUGGUAGUUUGAUGAGCUUUUCUCCUGGCAGCCCCGUUCCUUCUCGGCUUCCUUUUCCUUCAGCGUUCCUUCUCAGCUUCCUUUUCCUUCAGCUUUUCCUUCUCUUCUCUUCCUUUUCCUUCAGCUUCCUUCUUUCCCUUCAGCGUUCCUUCUCGGCUUCCUUUUCCUUCAGCGUUCCUUCUCGGCUUCCUUUUCCUUCAGCGUUCCUUCUCGGCUUCCUUUUCCUUCAGCGUUCCUUCUCGGCUUCCUUUUCCUUCAGCGUUCCUUCUCUUCAGCGUUCCUUCUCCUUUUCCUUCAGCGUUCCUUCUCAGCUUCCUUUUCCUUCAGUUUUCCUUCGCUUCCCUUUUCUCAGCUUCCCUUUUCCUUCAGCGUUCCUUCUGGCUUCCUUUUCCUUCAGCGUUCCUUUCUUUUUUUUCCUUCUCGGCUUCCUUUUUUUCCUUCCUUUUCCUUCGUUCCUUCUCGGCUUCCUUUUCCUUUUUUUCCUUUUCCGUUCCUUUUCUUCAGCGUUUUUUCCUUUUCCUUCAGCGUUCCUUCUCGGCUUCCUUUUCCUUUUCCGUUCCUUCUCGGCUUUUUUUCCUUUUCCGUUCCUUCUCGGCUUUUUUUCCUUUUCCGUUCCUUCUCGGCUUUUUUUCCUUUUCCGUUCCUUCUCGGCUUUUUUUCCUUUUCUUUUUCCUUCUCCUUUUCCGUUCCUUCUCGCUUUUUAUUUUUCGUUUCCUUCUCAGCUUUUUUCCUUUUCCUUCAGCGUUCCUUUUCGCCUACUUUUCAUUCAGCUUUCCUUUUCGGCUUCUUUUCAUUCAGUUUUCCUUCCAUUCAAUUUUCCUUCUCUACUUUACUAUCCAUUUCGUUCUCUCUCUCUCUUUUUCGCUGUAUCCAUUUCGUUCUCUCUCUCUCUCUCUUUUUCGCUGUAUCCAUUUCGUUUCUCUCUCUCUCUUUUUCGCUGUAUCCAUUUCGUUCUCUCUCUCUCUUUUUCGCUGUAUCCAUUUCGUUCUCUCUCUCUCUUUUUCGCUGUAUCCAUUUCGUUCUCUCUCUCUUUUUCGCUGUAUCCAUUUCGUUCUCUCUCUCUUUUUCGCUGUAUCCAUUUCGUUCUCUCUCUCUUUUUCGCUGUAUCCAUUUCGUUCUCUCUCUCUUUUUCGCUGUAUCCAUUUCGUUCUCUCUCUCUCUCUUUUUCGCUGUAUCCAUUUCGUUCUCUCUCUCUCUCUUUUUCGCUGUAUCCAUUUCGUUCUCUCUCUCUCUUUUUUCGCUGUAUCCAUUUCGUUCUCUCUCUCUUUCGCUGUAUCCAUUUCGUUCUCUCUCUUUUUCGCUGUAUCCAUUUCGUUCUCUCUCUUUUUCGCUGUAUCCAUUUCGUUCUCUCUCUUUUUCGCUGUAUCCAUUUCGUUCUCUCUCUCUUUCGCUGUAUCCAUUUCGUUCUCUCUCUCUUUCGCUGUAUCCAUUUCGUUCUCUCUCUCUUUUUCCAUUUCGUUUUCUCUCUCUCUUUCCUUUCCAUUCGUUUCUCUCUUUUUCGCUGUAUCCAUUUCGUUCUCUCUCUUUUUCGCUGUAUCCAUUUCGUUCUCUCUCUUUUUCGCUGUAUCCAUUUCGUUCUCUCUCUUUUCGCUUUGUAUCCAUUUCAUUCUCUUUUUCUUUUCCUUUGUAUCCAUUUCGUUCUCUCUCUUUUCUGUAUCCAUUUCGUUCUCUCUUUUUUCGCUGUAUCCAUUUCAUUUCUCUCUCUUUUCGCUGUAUCCAUUUCGUUCUCUCUCUUUUUUGUAUCCAUUUUUCUCUCUCUUUCCAUUAUCCAUUUUUUUCUCUCUCUUUUUCGCUUUAUCCAUUUCGUUCUCUCUCUCUUUUCUGUAUCCAUUUGUUCUCUCUCUCUCUCCUUUUUUAUCCAUUUCGUUCUCUCUCUUUUUUCGCUGUAUCCAUUUUCUCUCUCUCUCUCUUUCUAUCCAUUUGUUCUCUCUCUCUCUCUCAUUUGUAUCCAUUUCUUUCUCUCUCUCUCUCUUUUAUCCAUUUCAUUCUCUCUCUCUCUCUUUGUUUAUCCAUUUCAUUUCUCUCUCUCUCUCUCUCUCUGUAUCCAUUUCGUUCUCUCUCUCUCUCUCGCUGUAUCCAUUUCGUUCUCUCUCUCUCUCUCGCUGUAUCCAUUUCGUUCUCUCUCUCUCUCUCUUUUAUCCAUUUUUCUCUUCUCUCUCUCUUUCCUGUAUCCAUUUCAUUCUCUCUCUCUCUCCUUUGCUUAUCCAUUUCGUUCUCUCUCUCUCUCUCGCUUUGUAUCCAUUUCUUUCUCUCUCUCUCUCUCUCGCUGUAUCCAUUUCAUUUCUCUCUCUCUCUCUCCUUUGUAUCCAUUUCAUUUUCUCUCUCUCUCUUUUCCUGUAUCCAUUUCGUUUCUCUCUCUCUCUUUUGUUUUAUCCAUUUCGUUUCUCUCUCUCUCUCUUUUUGUAUCCAUUUCAUUCUCUCUCUCUCUCUCUCUUUGUAUCCAUUUUUCUCUUCUCUCUCUCUCUCUCUCUCUCUCUCUCUUUCGCUGUAUCCAUUUCUUUCUCUCUCUCUCUCUCUUUCGCUGUAUCCAUUUCUUUCUCUCUCUCUCUGUAUUUCGCUGUAUCCAUUUCGUUCUCUCUCUCUCUCUCUCUUGUUUUUUGUAUCCAUUCAUUUUCUCUCUCUCUCUCUCUUUCUCGCUGUAUCCAUUUCAUUCUCUCUCUCUCUCUCUUUUCCAUUUUCAUUCUCUCUCUCUCUCUCUCUCUUUUUCGCUGUAUCAUUUCGUUCUUCUCUCUCUCUCUCUUUUUCGCUGUAUCCCAUUUUCUCUCUCUCUCUCUUUUUUUUCUAUCCAUUUCUUUCUCUCUCUCUCUCUUUUUUUGUAUCCAUUUCGUUCUCUCUCUCUCUUUUUUCGCUGUAUCCAUUCAUUUUUCUCUCUCUCUCUCUUUUUUCGCUGUAUCCAUUCAUUCUCUCUCUCUUUUCGCUGUAUUUUUUUUCGUUCUCUCUCUCUCUUUUUUUUUUAUCCAUUUCAUUCUCUCUCUCUCUUUCUUUUUCUGUAUCCAUCUCUCUCUUCUCUCUCUCUUUUUCGCUGUUUUCUCUCUCUCUUUCUCCAUUUAGAUUUUCUCUCUCUCUCUUUUUCUCUCUCUUUUCCAUAUCCAUUCUCUCUCUCUCUUUUUCGCGUUCUCUCUAUCCAUUUCGUUCUCUCUCUUUUUUUUCGCAGUUUUAUCCAUUUCGUUCUCUCUCCAUUCUCUCUCUCUCUUUUUCGCUGUAUCCAUUUCGUUCUCUCUCUCUUUUUCGCUGUAUCCAUUUCGUUCUCUCUCUCUUUUCGCUGUAUCCAUUUCAUUCUCUCUCUCUGUUUUCGUUUUCUCUUUUCUCUGUAUCCAUUUCUUUCUCUCUCUCUUUUUCUGUAUCCAUUUCAUUCUCUCUCUCUUUUUCUGUAUCAUUUUCUCUCUCUCUUUUUUGCUAUUAUCCAUUUCGUUCUCUCUCUCUUUUUCUCUCUAUCUUUUUCUCUCUUCUCUGUAUCCAUUAUCCAUUCUCUUUCUCUCUCUCUUUUUUCGCUGUCCAUUUCUUUCUCUCUCUCUCUUUCUCUCUCUCUCCUUUUUUUUUUCUCUCUCUCUCUCUUUCUCAUUUUCUGUAUCCAUUUUCUUCUCUCUCUCUUUUCUGUUCCAUUUCGUUCUCUCUCUCUCUCUCUUUUUUUCAUUUCUUUUCUCUCUCUCUGUCUCUCUCCAUUGUUUUUUCUCUCUCUCUCUCUCUGUAUCCUUAUCUUUCUCUCUCUCUCUCUGUAUCCUUAUCUUUCUCUCUCUCUCUCUCUCUCUGUAUCCUUAUCUUUCUCUCUCUCUCUCUCUCUCUCUCUGUUUUUCGCUGUAUCCAUUUCUUUCUCUCUCUCUUUUUUUUCUGUAUCCAUUUCUUUCUUCUCUCUCUCUUUUUCUGUAUCCAUUUCUUUCUCUCUCUCUCUGUUUUUUUUCUCCAUUCAUUCUCUCUUCUCUCUCUCUUUUUCUAUCCAUUUCUUUCUCUCUCUCUCUCUUUUUCUCUCCAUUUUCUUUCUCUUUUCUCUGUGUUUUUUCUAUCCGUUCUCUCUCUCUGUUUUUUCGCUGUAUCCUUUCUUUUCUCUCUCUCUAUGUUUUUCUAUCCAUUUCUUUCUCUCUCUCUCUCUCUUUUUUUUCUAUCCAUUUCUUUCUCUCUCUCUCUCUCUCUGUUUUUUCGCUCUUAUCCAUUUCUCUCUCUCUCUCUUCUCUCUCUCUCUCUCUCUCCAUUUUUCUCUUUUCUUAUCCAUUCCAUUUCUCUCUCUCUCUCUCUUCUCUCUCUUUUUUCGCUGUAUCCAUUCUCUCUCUCUCUCUCUCUCUCUCUCUCUGUAUCUCUUCUCUCUCUCUCUCUUUUUUCUCUUUUUCAUUUCAUUUCUCUCUCUUCUGUUUUUCUCUCCAUUUCUCUCUCUCUCUCUCUUUGUUUUUCACUGUAUCCAUUUCUUUCUCUCUCUCUCUCUCUCUCUUUUUUUCUGUAUCCAUUUCGUUCUCUCUCUCUCUCUGUUUUCGCUCUUAUCCAUUUCUUCUCUCUCUCUCUCUCUCUCUCUCUUUUUUUUUGUAUCCAUUUCUUUCUCUCUCUCUCUCUUGUUUUCCAUUUCAUUCUCUCUCUCUCUCUGUCUUUUUCUUAUCCAUUUCUUUCUCUCUCUCUCUCUUUUUCGCUGUAUCCAUUCUCUCUCUCUCUCUCUUUUCUUCUCUCUCUCUCUUUCUCUUUUCAUUUUAUCCAUUUCUUUCUCUCUCUCUCUCAGUGUUUUUCUGUAUCCAUUUCUCUCUCUCUCUCUCUUUUUUCUCUAUCCAUUUCUUUCUCUCUCUCUUUUAUCUAUUUUCCAUUUCUUCUCUCUCUCUCUCUCUAUUUUUUCUCUCCAUUUUUAUCUCUCUUCUCUCUCUCUCUUUUUCUAUCAUUUCUCUCUCUCUCUCUCUCUGUUUAUCUCUUUUUCGUUCUCUCUCUCUCUCUUUCUCUCUUUUUGUAUCCAUUUCUCUCUUCUCUCUCUCUGUUUUUCUAUGUAUUUUCUCUCUCUCUCUCUCUCUAUUUUUCCUAUCCAUUCUUUCUCUCUCUCUCUCUCUCUUUUCGCUGUAUCCAUUUCUCUCUCUCUCUCUCUCUCUGUUUUUCUCAUUUCUCUCUCUCUCUUUCGCUGUAUCCAUUUCGUUCUCUCUCUCUCUCUUUCUCAUUCUUUUUCUCUCUCUCUCUCUCUUUUAUCUGUAUCCAUUUCGUUUCUCUCUCUCUCUUUCUUUGUAUCCAUUUCGUUCUCUUUCUCUCUCUCUCUCUCUUUUCUGUAUCCAUUUCUCUCUCUCUCUCUCUCUCUCUUUUCGCUGUCAUUUCUCUCUCUCCAUUUCUUUCUCUCUCUCUCUCUCUCUCUUUUUUUUCUUAUCCAUUUCAUUCUCUCUCUCUCUCUCUUUUCUGUUUUUUCUCUUUUCUUUCUUUCUCUCUCUCUCUCUCUCUCUUUUUUUGCUGUAUCCAUUUCUUUCUCUCUCUCUCUCUCUCUUUCUGUUUUCUAUCCAUUUCUCUCUCUCUCUCUCUCUCUCUUUUUUUUCCAUUUCUUUCUCAUUCUCUCUCUCUCUCUCUCUGUUUUUCCAUUCUCUCUCUCUCUCUCUCUCCGUUCUCUCUCUUUUCUCUUUUUCUCUCUCUCUCUCUCUCUCUCUCUGUUUUUCGCUGUAUCUUUUUCUCUCUCUCUCUCUCUUUUAUUUUUUCCAUUUUUCUUCUCUCUCUCUCUUUUCUGUAUCCAUUUCAUUCUCUCUCUCUCUUUUCGCUGUAUCCAUUUUGUUUCUCUCUCUCUCUUUUUCGUUCUGUAUCAUUUCGUUCUCUGUUUUUCUCUCUCUAUCCAUUUCGUUCUCUCUCUCUCUUUUCGCUGUAUCCAUUUCGUUCUCUCUCUCUCUCUCUCUUUUCGCUGUAUCCAUUUUCUCUCUCUCUCUCUCUCUUUCUUUCGCUGUAUCCAUUUCUCUCUCUCUCUCUCUCUCUCUCUUCUCUAUUUCUUUCUUUCUCUCUAUCCAUUUCGUUCUCUCUCUCUCUCUCUCUUUCUCUAUUGUAUCCAUUUCUCUUCUCUCUCUCUCUCUUUUUCUCUCUGUAUCCUCUCUCUCUUUCGCUGUAUCCAUUUCUCUCUCUCUCUCUUUUUUUUUGUAUCCAUUUCAUUUCUUUCUCUCUCUCUCUCUCUCUUUUCGCUGUAUCCAUUUCGUUCAUUUCUCUCUCUCUCUCUCUCUCUCUUUUCGCUGUAUCCAUUUCUUUCUCUCUCUCUCUCUGUUUUUCUCUCUAUCCGUUCUCUGUUUCUCUCUGUAUCCAUUUUUUUCUCUCUCUCUCUCUCUCUUUUUUUUUCCUUUCUUAUCCAUUUCUUUCUCUCUCUCUCUUUGUUUUUCGCUGUAUCAUUCCAUUCUCUCUCUCUCUCUCUUUCGCUGUAUCCAUUUCUUUCUCUCUCUCUUUCGCUGUAUCCAUUUCUUUCUCUCUCUCUUUCGCUGUAUCCAUUUCUUUCUCUCUCUCUUUCGCUGUAUCCAUUUCUUUCUCUCUCUCUCUCUUUUUUUUUUCCGUUCUCUCUCUCUCUCUCUCUUUUUUGUAUCCAUUUCUCUCUCUCUCUCUCUCUCUUUCUGUAUCCAUUUCUUUUCUCUCUCUCUUGUAUUUUUUUCUCUCUCUCUCUCUUUUUUUUUGUAUCCAUUUCUCUUCUCUCUCUGUUUUUCGCUGUAUCCAUUUUUCUCUCUCUCUCUCUCUUUGUUUUUCUCUAUCUCUCUCUCUCUCUCUCUUUUUCUCUUUUCGCUGUAUCCAUUUUUCUCUCUCUCUCUCUCUUUUUCUCUCUCUCUCUCUUUUUCGCUGUAUCCAUUUCUUUCGUUUUUUUUCAUUCUCUCUCUCUCUUUUUUUAUCCAUUUCUUUCUCUCUCUCUCUGUUUUUUCUCUCUCUUUUGUAUCCAUUUCGUUCUCUCUCUCUGUCCAUUUUCUUCUCUCUCUCUCUCUCUCUUUUAUCCAUUUUUUCUCUCUCUCUCUCUCUUUUCUUUUUAUCCAUUUCAUUCUCUUCUCUCUCUCUCUUUUCUUUGUAUCCAUUUCAUUUCUUUCUCUCUCUCUUUCUCUGUAUCUUUUUCUAUCGUUCUCUCUCUCUCUCUCUCUUUUUUCUGUAUCCCAUUUCUCUCUCUCUCUCUUUUUUCUGUAUCCAUUUCGUUCUCUCUCUCUCUCUAUUUUCUGUAUCUUUCAUUUCUCUCUCUCUUUUUCUCUGUAUCCAUUUCUUUUCUCUCUCUCUCUCUAUUUAUUUCGCUGUAUCCAUUUCUUUCUCUCUCUGUAUUUUAUAAGGCAUUUUUCUCUCUCUCUCUUUUUUUUGUAUCCAUUUCUUUUUCUCUCUCUCUCUUUUAUGUUUUUAUCCAUUUCUUUUCUCUCUCUCUCUCCUCUCUUUUUUUUGUAUCCAUUUCUUUCUCUCUCUUUCAAUUUUUUUUCUAUCCAUUUCUUUCUCUCUCUCUUUUCGCUGUAUCCAUUUCUUCUCUCUCUCUCUCUCUUUUCGCUGUAUCCAUUUCGUUUCUUCUCUCUCUCUCUCUCUUUCUCUCUCUCUCUUUUCUCUGUAUCCAUUUCAUUUCUCUCUCUCUCUCUCUCUGUCUCUCAUUCAGUUUUUUUGUAUCAUUUCUCUCUUCUCUCUCUCUCUUUUUUCGCUGUAUCCAUUUCUUUUCUCUCUCUCUCUCUCUCUCUCUUUUGUUUUUUCUCUCUCUCUCUCUCUCUCUGUAUCCAUUUCUUUCUCUCUCUCUCUCUCUCUGUUUUUCGCUGUAUCCAUUUCUUUCUCUCUCUCUCUCUCUGUGUUUUUCGCUGUAUCCAUUUCUUUCUCUCUCUCUCUCUCUGUUUUUCUCUCUCUCUCUCUUUUGUAUCCAUUUUCUUUCUCUCUUUCUCUCUCUCUCUCUCUCUCUUUUCGCUUUAUCCUUUUCUUUCUCUCUCUCUCUCUUUUUCUGUAUCCAUUUUUCUCUCUCUCUCUCUCUCUCUUUUUUUUCUCUCUCUCUCUCUUUUCUGUUUUCAUUUCAUUCUCUCUCUCUCUCUUUUCGCUGUAUCCAUUUUUCGUUCUCUCUCUCUCUCUUUCUUUCUUCUCUCUCUAACUUUUCGCUCCAUUUCGUUCUCUCUCUUUGUUUUUCGCUGUAUCCAUUUCGUCUCUCUCUCUCUCUUUCUCUGUUUUUUCUCUCUCUCUCUCUCUCUCUCUCUUUUUUCUUUAUCCAUUUCGUUAUUCUCUCUCUCUCUCUCUCUUUUUGUUCGUGCAGUCUCCUCUCUCUCUCUAUUUUCAGCUGA
Messenger RNA from Acanthosepion pharaonis, 8397 nucleotides. The record is from the annotation of a GenBank genome assembly. Lineage: Eukaryota; Metazoa; Mollusca; Cephalopoda; Sepiida; Sepiidae.